Messenger RNA from Camarhynchus parvulus, 2204 nucleotides. It is a transcript of the gene ADRA1D, whose product is annotated as adrenoceptor alpha 1D. The record is from RefSeq and is a predicted model, not a curated record. Lineage: Eukaryota; Metazoa; Chordata; Aves; Passeriformes; Thraupidae. The transcript has 2 exons. The coding region runs from base 195 to 1730 and encodes 511 amino acids. Gene Ontology annotation, molecular function: alpha1-adrenergic receptor activity. Gene Ontology annotation, biological process: positive regulation of cytosolic calcium ion concentration; adenylate cyclase-activating adrenergic receptor signaling pathway; phospholipase C-activating G protein-coupled receptor signaling pathway. Gene Ontology annotation, cellular component: membrane.
GCAGCGCGUCCUGCCCUCCCUCCCUCUCUCUCUCUUUUUCUCCAUCCCUCCAUCCCUUUCUUCUCCACCCCGGCCGGGGGAGCGAGGUGCGGAGCGCGUCUUGGCGGGGGCUACCAGCCGGGGAUGAUGCUGGGGGAGCUGCGCCUCGGCACCGCUUUCUCCUCGCCCUCAAUGGAGCCCGGACUUUCUCUACAAUGACUUUCCCCGAGCUGAGCAAUGGCAGCUUGAGUGGGAACCGGACGGGACAAGGCAGCCAGAGCGCUGCCAACCGGUCCUGGGGGCUGCAAGGGGAGGAGACCCCCGAGGGCAACGGCACCACGCUGACUUUCGCCUUGGAUGUGCAGGCAGUGGGAGUCGGGGUGUUCCUGGCCGUCUUCAUCCUCUCGGCCAUCGUGGGGAACAUCCUGGUCAUCCUCUCGGUGGCUUGCAACCGGCACCUGCAGACUGUCACCAACUACUUCAUCGUCAACCUGGCCAUUGCCGACCUGCUGCUGAGCACCACCGUGCUGCCCUUCUCGGCCACCCUGGAGGUGUUGGGCUUCUGGGUGUUCGGGCGCAUCUUCUGCAACAUCUGGGCAGCGGUGGACGUGCUCUGCUGCUCUGCCUCCAUCAUGAGCCUGUGCAUCAUCUCCGUGGACAGGUACAUCGGCGUCAAGUACUCCCUCAAGUACCCCACCAUCAUGACCGAGAGGAAGGCAGGAGUCAUCCUCGUGGUGGUCUGGCUCUCCUCCAUGGUCAUCUCCAUCGGGCCGCUGCUGGGCUGGAAGGAGCCGCCGCCGCCGGACGAGAGCAUCUGCAGCAUCACGGAGGAGCCGGGCUAUGCCCUCUUCUCCUCCCUCUUCUCCUUCUACCUGCCCCUCAUGGUCAUCCUGGUGAUGUACUUCAGGAUUUACGUGGUGGCCAGGCGGACCACCCGGAGCCUGGAGGCAGGGGUCAAGAAGGAGAGGAACAAGUCCAUGGAGGUGGUGCUGCGCAUCCACUGCCGCAGCGUGCUGGAGGAGCCCCUCUCCAGCACCCGGAGCAAGGGCCACAACUUCAGGAGCUCCCUCUCCGUGAGGCUCCUCAAGUUCUCCCGGGAGAAAAAAGCAGCCAAGACUCUCGCCAUCGUCGUGGGUGUUUUCAUCCUCUGCUGGUUCCCCUUCUUCUUCAUCCUGCCCUUUGGCUCUUUCUUCCCAUCCCUGAAGCCCUCGGAAAUCGUCUUCAAGAUCAUCUUCUGGCUGGGAUACUUCAACAGCUGCGUGAACCCCAUCAUCUACCCGUGCUCCAGCAAGGAGUUCAAGCGCGCGUUCAUCCGGCUGCUCAAGUGCCAGUGCCGCCGGCGGCGCCGGCCCAUCUGGAGGGUCUACGACCACCACUGGAGAGGAGCCUCCGUCAACAGCUCAGUGCAGGACUCAGAGACAGACCUACGGCCCAGGAUUAACACCCUGAACAGCUCCUUCAUAUUUAACUCCUCCUUCCAGGAGAGGGGCAGUAAGAGGCGAACGCUCAGCUUCAAGGGCUGGAAGAUGCUGACGCCUUUCCAGAAGCCGGCGUCCACCCAGCUGAAGGAGAAGAUGAACAGCCUUUCCAACAAAAUCCGGGGUGGAUCCAGCAAAGGGGGGGCCACGGCCACCUACAAGACAGAGGUGGAGUCAGUCUCAAUUGGGAUCCCUCAUGAUUUCACAGAAACCAUCGACUUCCAAACCCAUGACUUAACAGACUGCUGUGGGCUGAGAGAAACAGAUAUUUGAGACCUCUGGGGCAGCUGUCAAUGGUUUCUUUAGAGGUAUCCAGAAGAAACAUGGAGGGAUACCACCAGUGGGUCUGUCAGGCAGGCUGGAAGCAGCGAUCAGGUAUUAAAUGCAGUUGCCCAAAGGUUAUCCAAGCAUCCCCCACGCGGAGCUCAGCCUCUUCUGUGGGGUUAUGGGUUCCUCAAAUUAGAGCCAAUGGCGUAUCCCAUUCUAACAAGCCACAGCAGGAGGAGAAGGUGUGGAUAUGACCUUAGGGCAAGGGCUGUCUCCUCUGGUGGGUGGUUGUCUUUGGCUUUGGAAGAAGCUGUGCAAUUAAGGGAAACCAGGAUGUCUCCUUUGCCUUAAAAACACCACAGUGAAACCUAAUGGAAAGGUUGAAUCCCAAAAGUUGCCAACCCUGCCUUAGUACAUGUGCUCAUGUCUCCAUCCAGAGGCAGCAGCCAGGAAGGACCCUGCCAAGCAGGAGCUGGCAGC